This is a messenger RNA of Mesoplodon densirostris (Blainville's beaked whale), 5307 nucleotides long. RefSeq names its product integrin subunit alpha 10 (gene ITGA10). NCBI's taxonomy places the organism in Eukaryota, Metazoa, Chordata, Mammalia, Artiodactyla, Ziphiidae. Gene Ontology annotation, cellular component: integrin complex; external side of plasma membrane. Gene Ontology annotation, molecular function: integrin binding. Gene Ontology annotation, biological process: integrin-mediated signaling pathway; cell-matrix adhesion; cell adhesion mediated by integrin. The transcript has 30 exons. The record is from RefSeq and is a predicted model, not a curated record. The coding region runs from base 73 to 3651 and encodes 1192 amino acids.
AAGUACAGAAAACAGAGAAGGAGAGGGACAGAGGCACAGAGGACUUCUCACGCAGACAGAGACCAUCCAGACAUGGAGUUCCCCCUCAUCCCCCACCUGUUCUUGCCUCUGAUGUUCCUGACAGGUCUCUGCUCCCCCUUUAACCUGGACGUGCAUCACCCACGCCUAUUUCCAGGGCCACCGGAGGCUGAAUUUGGAUACAGUGUCUUACAACAUGUUGGGGGUGGACGCCGAUGGAUGUUGGUGGGUGCCCCCUGGGAUGGGCCUUCAGGUGACCGAAGGGGGGAUGUUUAUCGCUGCCCUGUAGGGGGCUCCCACAAUGCCCCAUGUGCCAAGGGCCACUUGGGUGACUACCCACUGGGAAAUUCAUCUUGUCCUGCUGUGAAUAUGCACCUGGGGAUGUCUCUACUGGAGACAGUUGGUGAUGGGGGAUUCAUGGCUUGUGCCCCUCUCUGGUCUCGUGCUUGUGGCUCAUCUGUCUUCAGUUCUGGGAUAUGUGCCCGUGUAGAUGCUUCGUUCCGGCCCCAGGGAAGUCUGGCACCCACUGUACAACGCUGCCCCACAUACAUGGAUGUCGUCAUUGUGUUGGAUGGCUCCAACAGCAUCUACCCCUGGUCUGAAGUUCAGACCUUCCUGCGAAGACUAGUAGGGAGAUUAUUUAUUGACCCGGAGCAGAUACAGGUGGGACUGGUACAGUAUGGGGAGAGCUCUGUACAUGAGUGGUCCCUGGGAGAUUUCCGAACCAAAGAAGAAGUGGUGAGAGCAGCAAGGAACCUGAGUCGGCGGGAGGGACGAGAAACAAAGACUGCUCAAGCAAUAAUGAUGGCCUGCACAGAAGGAUUCAGUCAGUCCCAUGGGGGCCGACCAGAGGCUGCCAGGCUACUGGUGGUUGUCACUGAUGGAGAGUCACAUGAUGGAGAGGAACUUCCUACAGCACUAAAGGCCUGCGAAGCUGGAAGAGUGACACGCUAUGGGAUUGCGUUGGCUGUGUCCUGUACAGCUCUACCGUCUCACAGCACACAGCUAGCAGACCCCACCUUUAUCUCCUGGCCCCAGGUCCUUGGUCACUACCUCCGGCGGCAGCGAGACCCCAGUUCUUUCCUGCGGGAAAUCAGAGCUAUUGCCAGUGAUCCAGACGAGAGAUUCUUCUUCAAUGUCACAGAUGAAGCAGCACUGACUGACAUUGUGGAUGCAUUAGGGGACCGGAUUUUUGGCCUUGAGGGGUCCCACGGAGAAAAUGAAAGCUCCUUUGGGUUGGAAAUGUCUCAGAUUGGUUUCUCUACUCAUCGGCUAAAGGAUGGGAUUCUCUUCGGGAUGGUAGGGGCUUAUGACUGGGGGGGCUCAGUGUUAUGGCUUGAAGAAGGUCGCCGCCUCUUCCCGCCACGGACGGCCCUGGAAGAUGAGUUCCCCCCUGCAUUGCAGAACCAUGCAGCCUACCUGGGUUACUCUGUUUCCUCCAUGCUUUUGCGGGGUGGACGCCGCCUCUUUCUCUCAGGAGCUCCUCGGUUUAGACAUCGAGGAAAGGUCAUCGCCUUCCAGCUUAAGAAAGAUGGGGCUGUGAGGGUCGCCCAGAGCCUCCAGGGGGAGCAGAUUGGCUCGUACUUUGGCAGUGAGCUCUGCCCAUUGGAUACGGAUGGGGAUGGAACAACUGACGUCUUGCUUGUGGCUGCCCCCAUGUUCCUGGGGCCCCAGAACAAGGAGACAGGACGUGUUUAUGUGUAUCUGGUGGGCCAGCAGUCCUUGCUGACACUCCAGGGAACACUUCAGCCAGAACCCCCGCAGGAUGCUCGGUUUGGCUUUGCCAUGGCUGCCCUUCCUGAUCUGAACCAAGAUGGUUUUGCUGAUGUGGCUAUGGGAGCGCCCCUGGAGGAUGGGCACCGUGGAGCACUGUACCUCUAUCACGGGACCCAGAGUGGAGUCAAGCCCUGUCCUGCCCAGCGGAUUGCUGCUGUCUCCAUGCCACAGGCCCUCAGCUACUUUGGCCGAAGUGUGGAUGGCCGGUUAGAUCUGGAUGGAGAUGACCUGGUAGAUGUCGCUGUGGGUGCCCAAGGGGCAGCCAUCCUGCUCAGCUCCCGGCCCAUUGUCCACCUGGCCCCUUCACUGGAUGUGACCCCGCCGGCCAUCAGUGUGGUUCAGAGGGACUGCAAGCGACGCAGCCAGGAGGCAGCCUGCCUAUCCGCAGCCCUUUGCUUCCAAGUGACCUCCCGCACUCCCGGCCGCUGGGAUCGCCAAUUCCAUGUGCGGUUCACAGCAUCGCUGGAUGAGUGGACAGCUGGGGCCCGUGCAGCGUUUGACGGCUCUGGCCAGAGGCUGUCCCCUCGGCGGCUCCGGCUCAGUGUGGGGACUAUCACUUGUGAGCCACUGCACUUCCAUGUGCUGGAUACAUCAGAUUACCUCCGGCCAGUGGCCUUGACUGUGACCUUUGCUUUGGACAACACCACAAAGCCAGGGCCUGUGCUGGAUGAGGGCUCACCCACCUCCAUACGAAAGCUGGUCCCCUUCUCGAAGGACUGUGGCCCUGACAAUGAAUGUGUCACAGAUCUGGUACUUCGAGCUAAUAUGGACAUCAGAGGCUCCAGGAAGGACCCAUUCGUGGUUCGAGGUGGUCGGAGGAAAGUGCUGGUGUCAGCAACUCUGAAGAACAGGAAGGAAAAUGCCUACAACACUAGCCUGAGUCUCAGCUUCUCCAGAAACCUUCACCUAUCCAGUUUUACUCCUCAGGGGGACGGCCCAGUGAAGGUGGAGUGUGCAGCCCCUUCCCCUCAUGCCCGCCUCUGCAGCGUGGGGCAUCCUGUCUUCCAGGCUGGAGCCAAGGUGACCUUUCUGCUAGAGUUUGAGUUUAGCUGCUCCUUCCUCCUGAGCCAGGUCCUUGUGAGGCUGACUGCCACCAGCAAUAGCCUGGAGAGAAAUGGCACGCUUCAUGAUAACACAGCCCAGACCUCAGCCUACAUCCAGUAUGAGCCUCACCUCCUAUUCUCUAGUGAGUCCACUCUGCACCGCUAUGAGGUUCACCCAUAUGGGACCCUCCCAGUGGGCCCUGGCCCUGAAUUCAAAACCACUCUUAGGGUUCAGAACCUUGGCUGCUAUGUGGUCAGUGGCCUCAUCAUCUCAGCCCUCCUUCCAGCUGUGGCCCAUGGGGGCAAUUACUUCCUGUCACUGUCUCAAGUCAUCACUAACAAUGCAAGCUGCACAGUGCAGAACCUGACUGAGCCCCCAGAGCCCCCUGUGCAUCCAGAGGAGCUUCAGCACACAAGCUGGCUGAAUGGGAACAAUUCCCGGUGUCAGGUCAUGAGGUGCCACCUUGGACGACUGGCAAAGGGGACUGAGGUCUCUGUUGGACUACUGAGGCUGGUUCACAAUGAAUUUUUCCGAAGGGCCAAAUUCAAGUCUCUGACAGUGGUCAGCACCUUCGAGCUGGGAACUGAGGAGGGCAGUGUCCUACAGCUGACUGAAGCCUCCCGUUGGAGUGAGAGCCUCCUGGAGGUGAUUCAGUCCCGCCCUGUCCUCAUCUCCCUGUGGAUCCUCAUUGGCAGUGCCCUGGGAGGGCUGCUUCUGCUUGCUCUCCUUGUCUUCUGCCUUUGGAAGCUUGGCUUCUUUGCCCGUAAGAAAAUCCCCGAGGAAGAAAAAAGAGAAGAGAAAUUGGAGCAAUGAAUGUAGAAUAAAGCCCUAGAAAGUCCUCCCUGGCAGCUUCUCCAAAAGACUUGCAUAACAGCAGAGGUUUGGGGGCUCAGAUGGGACAAGAAGAAGCCUCUGGACUAUCUCCCCAGACCUGCAGCCUGACUUGACCUUUGAGUCAUGAGGAUGCUGCUGGCAAGAGAUGAGGCCUUACCUCAGACGAGAAGGGCUGGCACUAAACACUCCUACCCUGUGCUUCCCUCCUUACCAUCCUGGUUCCAGAGCCAACACUGGGGCCUUAGUGUAGGGCCCUUUUUUCCCCAUCCCCAGGAAUCAAGAAUUUUUUGCCUAGGUCCCUGACUUCUUUCAGUUUCCCUCUACAUCCUCCCUCACAAUUUGGAAAGAACGAGGGUUAUCUUCCUCCAUUUCCCACCUCUCACCUUCCUGCCUUCUCCCCACUCCACAGGAGAGAGCUGACGUUGGCUUGAACGAAGUAAAGUCAACAUCUGCUGCUUUCCUGUGGAGUCUGGUGAUUCAGAGGGCCGGAUGGGGAGAGUCAACAGGAAAAAAGGAGGGAGGAGGAAAAGCCACAAGAGACAUUCUGUACAAUUCCAAGGAACAGAGAAGCCUUUAGACAGGCAACUGCCAUCCCCCUGAAACCUGAGACUUUGGUGGUGCACUCGCCCGCCCUCAGGUGCUGGUGAAACGGAGCUGCCCCAGGCCUGCUGGGUAAGGGUUUCCCAACUCUCCAGCCUUCCCUGGGAGCAAAGCCAGAGCUGGGUGCCCGAUUCUCUGGAGCCAGGGGCCCCCACGUGGCUAGAGCUGGAAUAACAGAGAAGACUGGAUACCCUAGGCAGUCUUCUCUCUCAGGCCUCACACACUCAUGAGCCCUCCUUGGAGCCUCCUUAUAGAAACUAGAGAGAAGGGAGUUGAUGGUGGGAAACGCUUUCACCUUACUAGAUUUGGGAAGCAGCAGCUCCAUGGGGUCUGAAUUAAGGAAGAAGCUGAAGUAGGUGGCAAGAGGUCUCUGGGAAGGAAGCCCUUACUUACUUGGCACUGUUUAUGUAGCACAAAUAGCUCCUAGGAAAAGUUUCUGGGGCAUCUCCAGUCAUACCUUGUAGGGCUUCUCUGGUACAAUCAGUUGGACAGCCCUUGCUUGAUGUUUACUGGAAAUUCUCAAGUUAGUUUCUAUCUCUGGACCACCCCACCACCUGCCUCCCAUUUUUUGGUCAUGGCCAGUAAAGAGAAUUGGUUUCUCAUUGACAACUGGGUAACACUGUUCUCUGUAAUCAAGACUUUGGACACCAAAGUUAGUUACUGGUCUCCAGAGGGCAGCUCUGACAGCCAUUUAAAGAAUUAGCACCCAUUUAGAGCUGAGAAGAGAGGGGACCCGAUUGGGCAGUUGACUAGCCGCCACAGACUCUGUCCUCCAGGGCUGUUCUUGAGAUCUGGUCACAGUGUUUAUUUUGGCAUGUCUCUGGCCUUUUGCAGACAACAUUGUCUCUGUUUCCUAGCAGGGUAGACAGUAUAUCAGAUGGUCAGAACAAAUAAAAGUUCAGUGUCAAAUGACUUCUGGCUCUAUUUGAGUUCCCUGGGAUAUAGACUGUUCACAAAGGGUGAGAGGUGGAGUCUCGGUUUACCUUGAGACCUUAUACAAUUGAGUCCCUGGAAGGCAAGGUUAUGAAGUAUUUG